Molecule: messenger RNA, 2040 nt
Organism: Meloidogyne enterolobii
Lineage: Eukaryota; Metazoa; Nematoda; Chromadorea; Rhabditida; Meloidogynidae
Source: the annotation of a GenBank genome assembly
AAAAUUUUUUAUUUUAAAUUUAGAAAAAUGGAAAAACACAAUUUUCUUGUCCGAAUGCAUAAUCUUCCCCGUAAUUCAAGUCUUUGUCAAAUUUUACAUUUUAUUUGGGAAACUGUUGAUUUUGAACCAGAUGAAGCUUUGGUUAGAGCAUAUAGUGCAAAUGAUGCAAUUGUUGGUUUUGUAAAUAAAAAAUUUGCUGAUGAAACUGUUCGUUAUUGCAAUGGCCGUGGUUGGUAUGGACGAAUUAUCAGCGUUUCUCCUUCUAACGACGAAGAAUUACAACAAAUAAUUGAAGAAAGCAAAAUUGCCGGUCCAGAUAAAGGACCUGAAAGAUUGGGAAAACGUAAAAAUAUUGAAGAUGAAAUAUAUAAUGAUGAAAAUAGAAAUGAUUUUGAUGAAGAUAAUUCCGAUUUUGUAUUUGGAGGAUUGGAUAAUUACAGUGAUAGUGACUCUGAUGAUUUAAACCUAAUGGUGCCUGACUAUUUUUUACAUGGAGCAGCUCCAGACACACUCAAUUUCAAUAAUUCACAAAAUCCUGAACGCCUUACAAAGAUUAAAAAUGCUGGUCAAAAAUCUUUAACAGCAAAGCAAAAUUCGUUUGACAUUUCAAGAGAUAGUCAAAGGACGGUCAAUAAUUCUGAUAAAAGUUUAGAUGAGGAUAUCAUAUUUGAAAAGAAUACUUCAGCAACUGCGGGGCCACCAACCAAGCACCGUAAAAGAGCAAGACGACGACCUGGAAAGGAACAGAGAAGAAAGUCAAGAGAAGAGAAUGAGGAAUCUUCGUCUCAACAGCCUUCUGCUCUUUCUCACCAAAAAUUGACAGGAAAAAGAUUAAGACUUGAAUCUUCGUCUCAACAGCCUUCUCCUUUGAAUUCUGCUAAUUCAUCUUUUCAAAAAGUGCCAAAUUCUAUUCAAUCAGCUUCUUUUGACCAAGCAUUAAAUCGUUUUCCUAUCCCAUCUAUACAUACAAUACCUGUUCGUCAAUCUCCUCCAAUUCCUUUCAAUCGUGGCGCAAAAUGGGGUCCUCCACCAAUUUCAUUUCCUCAACUUUCUUCUUCUUCAGCUUCAACUUCAAUUUCUUCAUUUUCUGUUAGAGAUACAACGCCUUUUGAAAUUCAAAUAAUUAUUAGUUCUCAACAUUGUUUACUUAAAUGGAGUAUUCCUGAUGAUAUAUACAUAAACAGUCAGUCAGUUGAAAUAACUGGAGGUACUGAUGAAAAAAUUAUUCAAAGAUUAGCACGGGAAAAACAAUAUUUACAGAAAGUAACACCUGGUACAAGAUAUUCGGCGACUAUUCAAGGGUUUGAUGUUGAAGGGAGACAAUGCGCAAUUUCAUCUGUUCAUUAUAGAGCAUAUUUUUCAAAAAGUGAAUUGGAGCGUGUAAUGGCUUUAGCUUCCCGAUUUUGUGGUGAUCUAAUGUAUCAAUUUGAUAUUGUCCACCGAUGUAAACCAAAAUCCUAUUUCGAUAAUAUAUAUUCACAACCGGAUGGUCAACGAAUGAUGAUGCCUUAUUUGAAAGACGAAAAUGGACAUCCAGGCUGCCCAAUUAAUGGCGAAAUAGAAGGAUGUUUCUUUUCUUCCUUACUUCAAGGCGAUAGUUUACCUAAUGCUUCUCCUUUUGGUGAUGUCCAAAUGAUAUUGGAAGUCAACAAAAUAUUGGAUUUUAAAAGAAUGAAUAUGUACUUUGCUGAUUUUUAUUGCAAUCAAGCAUUUGCUGGCGGCCAAGGAGUCUCUUCUGCUUUACAUUAUAUUACCGUUGUUGUUUGUGAAAAAAAUUCUCAAACUGAUAAGUUUUGUGCUAAUCGUUUACUCAGACUUGAUCCAUCAAACAAUAAAUUCCUGAAAUUACUUCCGACUUCAAAUUCUGGUUCUCCUCGUUAUCUUACAAACUCUACUUCAGGAUUGCUAGUUGAAAUUUAUUAUACAAAACCUGUUUCUUUAUUUCAAGCAAAAAAAUUCCGUGAAAUCUCAACAAUUGGGAAAGGCAGUUCUAGGCCUAUGGGUCUUCCAAAUAAUAAAUUGUGCAAAAUCUGCAAUUGA